This is a messenger RNA of Galdieria sulphuraria, 598 nucleotides long. RefSeq lists its product as uncharacterized. The transcript has 3 exons. Lineage: Eukaryota; Rhodophyta; Bangiophyceae; Galdieriales; Galdieriaceae. Gene Ontology annotation, molecular function: endonuclease activity; DNA binding. Bases 34 to 561 code for a protein of 175 amino acids. Gene Ontology annotation, cellular component: mitochondrion. Gene Ontology annotation, biological process: DNA restriction-modification system. The record is from RefSeq and is a predicted model, not a curated record.
UCAUUGUCCCAAGGUUUUACUCGUUGCCCAGUCAUGUUUUCCCUUCGCUAUCUGUCUUCAACAGCUGUUUCCAAGGGAAGAGCUUUUGAACGGACCGUGUUAUUGUAUCUUUCGUAUUAUGGCUUUUUAUUACGAAAUACUGGUGGUGCUGGAGACGGCGGUAUUGAUUUUCGUGGAACUUGGAAGCCGAAUGACACUCAAAAACCCAUAACUGUCGUUGGUCAAUGUAAAGCACUGUCAGAAAGAGUUGGAGUACAUGUAAUUAGAGAGUUGGAAGGAACCCUUUGCCGCGAAGAGCCUGGUUGUUUAGGUGUUAUAGUGAGCGAGAAAGGUCAAAUAAACAUUUCUCUUCUACCACGUUCUAUUCUGAAGUUAUUUGAUAAGGUUUUUCGUUGCUUUCAUCCUUUGUUAGAAGGGAAAAUAUCCGAAUUUUGGUACAGCAAUCUUGUGCGGUCGUUAGUUCCAAACCUGAGAGUAGGGUUUUCCUUCGCUAAAAAAGAGUCCAACGUUAUACGCAUUGUACAUUUCAUAGAUACAGAGCUUCGAAGUUCAAGAGUAUAACUAGUGUCGCUUCACUCGUCGCAAUGUGUUGCUGCCG